This is a messenger RNA of Paraphaeosphaeria sporulosa, 1074 nucleotides long. RefSeq lists its product as uncharacterized. The record is from RefSeq and is a predicted model, not a curated record. Bases 422 to 829 code for a protein of 135 amino acids. NCBI's taxonomy places the organism in Eukaryota, Fungi, Ascomycota, Dothideomycetes, Pleosporales, Didymosphaeriaceae. The transcript has a single exon.
AUGCAUCAUCUCCGUGAUACACUGCUCAGUCCUUCACCAAAAGGCCCACCUGAGCUCAGCAUGGCAGGCGAUACAGUUCGAGAUCAACAAGACACGCGCGAAUGCAUCGCUCAUGGCGAGCUCAAGGAGGUUCGAGGAGCAGCCUUCUAUCAUCGAACUUCGAUCGUUACGGGGCGAUACGCAAUAUCGGAGACGGAGUAGACGCCCUGGAAGACUAUCUCCACUCCCUGUGAUACAUGUAUCACCAGCUUGGUCGCCAUACAUCACACGAAACGACAGCUGACGAUCGCUUGGUCCUCGACAUCUCCGCAUACAGGGACUUGGUCCGCUGACUAGGCCUGCGCGCGGAGUUUACGGACUCGACAUAGCUCGCACGGUUGAGGGCACGCUUUGGAAUGAUUUGCUAUUCCUGGUCACUGACAUGACCGACUAUUGGAUCAACAAUCGCGCGUCUAUGUCGUGUGAACAGCGCUUGAAUUUGGCGACCUUCUUAGUUAAACUGGCGUCAGCCCGUGUUAGCAAGGACAGAGUGUGCCAGAUAGCUCUCCUUCUGUUCCGCUGGGCCUUUGGGGAGGGACGAGAACUGACCUCUGCAGAGGAUUCCGACGGGAAAAAUACGCAUCGAAGCAUUUCAAUGCUCGUUGUCCAGCACCUGAUACCUUCUGCUUGUGCGUGGAUCAAGGAGGCCGGUUACAAUCUGAUACUACUCUCGGAUGUCCCUUGGAACGAUUGCCCAAGCACUAUUAGUCGGGGUGGCCCGAUGUUCGUAGAAUCAGAGUUUGGAAAGCGAUCGCCGACUGGUUUCACGCCAUGGAGAUGGAUGUUCUAGCUCAAGCGUCUGCACGAGACUCAGGCACACCUUACCCCAAGUCUGCAUGUGCUGCAUGUGCUAGGCGGCGCUCCAGGGUGGUGGAAUUUGUUGAGUGUGGCCGAGUUGACUGGGAGUCAUAGUACAUCAACAACGAUUGCGCCUCAUGUUGAUUGUCCACGUAUCUUGCAAGUCACUAUGCUUCCAAGCAGAAAGAGCCCAAUUGCUGAACAGCAUUGUACCGAUUGCCCAUAGGCGCGAUGAGU